This is a messenger RNA of Pararge aegeria (speckled wood butterfly), 2038 nucleotides long. Its product is annotated as lipase 3-like. The coding region runs from base 145 to 1632 and encodes 495 amino acids. Lineage: Eukaryota; Metazoa; Arthropoda; Insecta; Lepidoptera; Nymphalidae. The record is from RefSeq and is a predicted model, not a curated record. The transcript has a single exon.
AACUAUAUUCGAGCGUACAUUACGCAGAAUUUAUUUAUCGCAAUUAUUCCUUAACCCUGCCAGGUCAUCGCGAACACAAUAACAUACUUCACAGAGUAUAACGCUCGUCUGGCCGAGGCUAGUCAGAAUUAGCCGCACGCAACUAUGAACGUAUUAUACUUAUGUGUGCUCGUAGCGAGCGCCACCGCGCUUCCAUUACAAUUAGUGAAUUGGACCUUUGAAAUGAAUCCCAUUCAGAACUUUUCCGACAAUAUGAAGACCUUCUUCGAGGUGCAAAAGAAUCGUGUCGAACAGGCUUUCAAUGUGAGCUAUCAAGAGGCCGUUCGAAUGAAAAACUCAGUGAGCAAUUACGUCGAAGAUCAAGGAGGGAGAAUAAGUUCGGAUAUUAACAAUUACGUGGAAAAUAUUAAAGAGAGCGGACGGAAAAUGACCGAUUCGUGGUCAUACCUUCAGGCCGAAGAGCCGGGAGCGCAAAUGGAGAUCCCAGACAUGAGUUUGUCAGUACCUUCCAUCAUCACACGUAACGGAUACACGUGUGAAACUCACACUGUUAUAUCUCAAGGUUACAUGCUGAAUGUCCACAGGAUUCCUCGCUCCAAAGACGGCGUGGAAACUCCAAAAAAGACAGUGAUCUUGCAACACGGACUCUUCGCUAGUUCCGCGGACUGGAUACUAAACGGCCCAGACAAAGGCCUUGCAUAUGUAUUAGCUAAUGCAGGGUAUGAUGUUUGGAUGCCCAAUAUAAGAGGGAACAAGUACUCCAAGGAGCAUGCUGUAUUGAAGAGCGAUUCGAAAUCAUUCUGGAAUUUCUCGUGGCACGACGUGGCUUUGUACGAUCUCCCAGCUGUCAUCGAUCAUGUAGUGAAACUAAAAGGUAAAGAAGCUAAAAUAACAUAUAUAGGCCAUUCUAUGGGGACUACUAUAUUAUUCGCAAUGUUGUCUUUAAGACCUGAAUACAACGAUAUAUUAAGUGCUGGGUUUGCUUUAGCUCCGGUUACCUUUCUCUCAGAUCUACAAUCACCUAUCAAAGCCUUAGCACCAAUUGCUAGCAAUGUCGCAUAUAUGGAAAUGCUAUACGGUUCACACGAGUUUAUUCCAAAGGAUUCUGUGCUGGGGAAGAUGUCUAACUCCUGCGACGUCGAUAACGUAGAUUCUUUAGUGUGCAAGAACGUUAUAUUUUACAUCUGUGGUUAUAAUGAGAAGCAGUUUAAUAAGACUCUGCUGCCCGUUUUCUUGUCGAAAUUAGGAACUGGAACGUCCUGGAAGACAGCUGUUCAUUUUGCCCAAGAAAUUACAGCGGGGGGAAGGUUCCAGCAGUUCGAUUACGGAAAAAAGGAUAAUUUGAAAGUGUACGGAUCGGAGCAGCCUCCUGAGUAUGACCUUAGUAAAAUAACCCUCCCAAUAAAAUUGUUCUGGGCAGAAAACGACCUUCUUUCUAGUGAAAAGGAUGUGAAACUUUUAUUCGAGAAGCUACCUUCAACCACGGAAAUUUACAAGGUACCUGAUCCAGAUUUCAAUCAUUUAGAUUAUCUUUGGGCCGUCGACGCUCCUACUAUAAUAAAUGACAAAGUAUUACAUUCUUUAAAUAAGGUUUAUACAUCAGAAUCUAAUAACUUCUGGGGUUGGAGCUGAAUACCGUUUAAACAGAAGAAACCCACAUAAGUUGAGAAAUUAAUGGACUGAAAAUAUUAAUAGGAACUUAUUAUAAAUAAGUUGAAUUAUGAAUUACUGAACUCAAAUUAAAUUGAAUAUUGCUCUGGUAGCAAUAAACUUGGUACUUGCUAUAGAGAAUACAAUAAAAAAACCAAAUUAAUUUACCUCUACCAAGUAUCCUCUCAAGGAAGAUGGUUGUGUUGAGUUAAAGAAAAAAAAGUAAUAUUUGCUCUUAAAAAGUUGGUAGGUAUUGUAGGUGUCAUGUAAAAAGAGGAUGUAAAUGUUGAAAAUGUUAACAGGUACAUGCGAAAUAGUACCAUUAUAUUUAUUGUAUAUUUCAGAUUUUUGGUAUUUCUAUGCAUAAUUAAUAAGUCAAACCUGCUUA